Clarias gariepinus (North African catfish) is the source of this 849-nucleotide messenger RNA. RefSeq names its product CDGSH iron sulfur domain 1 (gene cisd1). The record is from RefSeq and is a predicted model, not a curated record. Gene Ontology annotation, cellular component: mitochondrial outer membrane; intracellular membrane-bounded organelle. NCBI's taxonomy places the organism in Eukaryota, Metazoa, Chordata, Actinopteri, Siluriformes, Clariidae. The coding region runs from base 126 to 449 and encodes 107 amino acids. Gene Ontology annotation, molecular function: 2 iron, 2 sulfur cluster binding. Gene Ontology annotation, biological process: regulation of autophagy. The transcript is spliced from 3 exons.
AUUGAUUCGCGUGAAUGAUCCACCCACAGCUUGGAGGCGCUUUAAAAUAUGGGUCAUUAGCCUUUCGCAAAGGACAAUAGAGGGUUUUUCACGUUUUAGUCUCUUAGGGUGCCUGAAUCUUCGACAUGAGUAGCUCACCAACAUUGUCUAAAGGUGAAGUGCUGACAGCUCUGUCUGUCACUGCUGGAGCUGUGGCCGUUGGCUUUCUGAUCCACAAAACAUUCUUCUCCAAAGACAAAUGUGUCAAGCCAAAAGUAAACCUGGACCUCCAGAAAGACAACCCCAAAGUGGUGCAUGCUUUCGACAUCGAGGACCUGGGUGAUAAGGCUGUCUACUGUAGGUGUUGGAGAUCUAAGAAGUUUCCAUACUGUGAUGGUGCCCAUGCAAAACACAAUCAAGAGACAGGAGAUAAUGUAGGACCAUUGGUCAUUAAAAGGAAAGAGGCAUGAGUGAGAGAGUUGAUGUAUUUAGAGUAGGUGUUUGCAAUCUCAUUAAAGCACUAACAGAGAUUAGUAUAUAAUUGCCUCAGAUUUUUGACUAAGCUUGUUAUAUGAUUUUUAGGUUAUUUUGCAAAAGCUGCCUGUGUCUGAAUAUUCAUCUUGUAUCAUGGUCUUAUUCUCUCUUCUGGUCUUAGUGCAGGUUUAUAUUUUGAGGUUUCCCCCAACAUUUAGCACUACACUUUUCUGAUUCUUAUACUGAUUCCUAGCUGCUUGUCAACUAAUCAAGGCUUGGUGAAAUUGCUGUAACCAAUGUUGACAAAAGCAAUUAUGGGUCAAUGUGACAUAACAAACUGUAUAUUUGAAAGCCAUGAAAAUAAAUGAACCAAAAAAGUACAUGAACUUAAAGAAA